CAAAUGUAUUCAUUAUGGUAAGCAGACAGAGCCUUAUAUCAGACAAGACUGUGUAAGAUGCUGAGGCAGGGAAACUUAUUCAACCAGCCUGAAAAGGUAUAAUAUUACAUGGUAUUAUUUGUUAUGAGUUCAUGCAAAGCAAAUGGUGUCUUUUUGCACAUUGAACUGUUAAGUUUUGUUUUUGUUUUAAUUGUUGCUGUUAAUUUAAAAAAUGUUUUGCAGGAACACAGAAGUACAGUAUGGCACCAGAGAUUACUGUCAACGUCAGUGCUGCUGACCACAUACCCCUGUGUUAUGAAUUAGAUAAGAGGUUUUACAUAUUGAUAAACAGUACUUCAACCGUAUGUGUUUUCUUAUAUGUUUUCCUUGGCUGUUUAUCAGUUGUUAUUGUAUGUGGAAAUCUUUUCAUUAUAAUCUCUAUUAUUUACUUCAAGCAGCUCCACAAUCCUACAAACUCUCUCAUCCUCUCGCUGGCUGUUGCUGACCUGCUGGUUGGGCUGCUAGUGUUUCCCUUCAACACCAGAUUUACUGUGAGCUUCUGUCUUGAUCGUGGGCAUUUAUAUUGCAAACUACGAAACACUUUUGAUGUAACACUGAGCACAGCUUCCAUUUUGAAUUUAUGUUGUAUUUCUAUUGAUAGAUACUACGCAGUGUGUCAACCUCUCACCUACAGAGCUAAGAUGAAUUUUCAUGUUGUUGGUACUAUGAUUCUGAUGACCUGGACUGUUUCCGUUCUAGUUUCUGUUGGCUUUUUAGUUUCAGAAUUUAAUUAUGAAAAGUGUGAAAAGUCCUGUCUUAUUGAUAUUUUACUUGCAAAUAUUUUGGGACCUAUUUUAGCAUUUUAUGUCCCAGUGGUCAUAAUGUUAUGUAUAUACCUAAAGAUUUUCCUUGUUGCACAGAGGCAGGCACGUAGUAUACAGAACAAGAGCUGUCAAAUGAGAACAUUUGCAUCCACUGUGAGUAAGCUGGAAAGAAAGGCCACUAAAACUCUCGCUACUGUUUUGGGAGUUUUUCUGAUGUGUUGGACUCCUUUCUUUCUGUGCUUUAGCUUCCAGCUUUUACACGGCGUCUCGGUGCCAGAUUCAGUGUUUGAAACGCUCAAUUGGUUUGCAUUGUCAAACUCAAUGCUUAAUCCUUUUAUUUACGCUUUCUUCUACAGCUGGUUCCGAGCAGCUUUCAAAAUCAUUGUUUCUGGAAAAAUAUUUCAAGGUGAUUUUGGUAACACAAAACUGACUUAGCGUAUUGUUAGAAAUCCAAAUUAACAAAGUUAUGACAAACCUACAAAAUUAUCAACAGUGAGAAUUAAGCAAUUUAUUCAUGCUGUAUGUAUCCAUGUAUUUUAUCAACACAGAGCCUUUUUCCCUUUAUUCUUUCUUAAAGGAUCAAUAUUUUUGAUGCUAAUGUUAGAAGUAGUUGGAUACAAAAAAUUACUUUGAAUUUUUUUACAAUUUUUUUUGUUUGUUUAUGCUUUGCAGUUACUGUUACUAAUGAACAGAUAAGGUUUAUCAUAUUUAGUUUAAUGUGCUUUUAUGCAGGUCUGAGCUUAUAAAUCUAUAUAAUAACUCUAACGGGAGUGUAUUUGAUUGAUCUUGUAUUUGUGCAACCUAAGUAAAAGAUAGGUUCAAAUAAAAUAGGCAAUUUCAACCAAUGUUGGAAUGUGUGUAAUUUGUGACUGCAACAUGCAUAAACUGCUGGAUGACACACUGCAGUUAUUAUUCAUUAUUACUAUUUGAUAAGUUUUUAAUAAUCCUGCAUACAUUUAUACUGUGUAUAUAUACAUACUGUAUGUCUCAGGUGACAGCCUAUAUUUAAUACUGUAUGUAUAUUUUCAGUUAACGAUGAUUGUAAUAAACUAUUGUGGUUAAUCCUAUAUGAUGACAAAUGUAACCCAAAGAAAAAUUUUAAUAUCUACGGAUAUGAAUAGUAAAUAUGAUGAUUUA
This is a messenger RNA of Betta splendens (Siamese fighting fish), 1940 nucleotides long. RefSeq names its product trace amine-associated receptor 1-like. Gene Ontology annotation, biological process: chemical synaptic transmission; G protein-coupled receptor signaling pathway, coupled to cyclic nucleotide second messenger. The transcript has a single exon. The record is from RefSeq and is a predicted model, not a curated record. The coding region runs from base 240 to 1238 and encodes 332 amino acids. Gene Ontology annotation, molecular function: G protein-coupled serotonin receptor activity; neurotransmitter receptor activity. Gene Ontology annotation, cellular component: membrane; dendrite. Lineage: Eukaryota; Metazoa; Chordata; Actinopteri; Anabantiformes; Osphronemidae.